Molecule: messenger RNA, 609 nt
Organism: Trichechus manatus latirostris (Florida manatee)
Lineage: Eukaryota; Metazoa; Chordata; Mammalia; Sirenia; Trichechidae
Gene: ACYP1
Product: acylphosphatase 1
Exons: 3
Coding region: 100-399 (99 amino acids)
Molecular function (GO): acylphosphatase activity
Source: RefSeq, a predicted model, not a curated record
UUCCGGGCGAGGCGGUUGGCGCCGCUGCGGGAGCCGUUUGGCGUGGUGGUCACCCGGCUGGUCCUGGCGGCCUUCGAGGAAGACGAGGAGGGUUUGAGCAUGGCAGAAGGACACACCUUGAUAUCAGUGGAUUAUGAAAUUUUUGGGAAGGUGCAAGGGGUGUUUUUCCGUAAGUACACACAGGCUGAGGGUAAAAAGUUGGGAUUGGUAGGCUGGGUCCAGAACACUGACCGGGGCACGGUGCAAGGACAGUUGCAAGGUCCCACCUCCAAAGUGCGUCAUAUGCAGAAGUGGCUUGAGACGAGAGGAAGUCCCAAAUCGCACAUUGACAGAGCAAGCUUCAACAAUGAGAAAAUCAUCUUAAAGUUGGAUUACUCAGACUUCCAAAUUGUGAAAUAAUGGCCUUAAUUUAAAUUUUCCUAGAUACAUUCAGUGGUUUUGUUUAUUGUUAACAGAUAGAACUAUUCUGUGUUCAAUAUUAGAAUUUGUAAGUUAUUUUAGUAUCAGAUAUUUGAAUGUUAUUGUAUAUUACAUGUAUGAUGGAUUACAACCAUACACAUAAUUCUAACCAAUAAAAACAUAUUACAGCCUUCUGUUUAGGGUACUGUU